Athalia rosae (coleseed sawfly) is the source of this 1121-nucleotide messenger RNA. It is a transcript of the gene asrij, whose product is annotated as OCIA domain-containing protein 1. Bases 149 to 898 code for a protein of 249 amino acids. The record is from RefSeq and is a predicted model, not a curated record. NCBI's taxonomy places the organism in Eukaryota, Metazoa, Arthropoda, Insecta, Hymenoptera, Athaliidae. Gene Ontology annotation, cellular component: endosome. The transcript has 5 exons.
UCAAUUUUCACUGGAAUAUCAGUGGCGAUUCGAAGAUUCUACUACGUUUUUACAGUAAGAUCAGAAUUAAAUAAAUUCUGCACCGUUACUCGUGAGUGAAGAGGAUAAACGAAAUUUUACACUUUUCUAGACUACUUGAUUAGUAGCUAUGAACGAUGCUCAAUAUGCCGCAGCAAAUCCCAUAUCUCCGGACUAUCAGAUGAACGCUGAUGAAUUGAAAAUAUUAGCCGAAUGUCGCUCCGAAAGCCGAAUGCGAGGAACUAUAACAGCAGUACUUAGUGGAGCAUUAGCUUACCAAUCUAUAAAAUCAUUCAACAUACCGGUACAUCCAAAAUGGGGAUGGUAUCCAAAAGUUGGAGCAAUGACUAUAUUCGGUUAUUUGAUUGGAAAGUUUUCUGCAAUUCCAGCUUGCACUGAGAAAUUCAAGAAAAGUCCAAACAGUCCACUAGGUGCAUAUUUAAAACAGAAGGAACUUGGUCAACGAGCUCAGUCACCUGGCUUUUCUAUGGAAUCAGCUAUGCCUGACCAGACGUUGGGUUUCCCCAGUUCUGUAGCCCCAAAGCGGGCAAACGAUGGACCAAUGAACUCUGCCAUCGAUAUCGAUGUGUACAGCUCACCAAUCAAUAUGGAUAGUUAUACUGGAGAUGAGCUCAAUGGUCCCGAAGCAAACGACCUAUUAGCAGAGCAAAGUCGGCUUGAACAAUCUUCGGUAUCUUAUGCCGAUUUAAGGCGUAAAAACCGAGAAGACUAUGUGUAUAAAGAAAGAGAACGAGAAAUGAAUGCUAGAACCGGAAAAAUCACCGUCGACGCCCCUGCGCCACCGUUAAACCGAAGGAUACCUAGUCAACCUUUGGGUCCUAUCGAAGAGAAAAAUAAGUAUGGAGAUGUUUGGGGUUAAACUUGAAAGCAAAAAAUACUUUUGUAUAGAAUUUUGCAUUAUAAGUAAUAUUUUAAGACUUGAAAUGGUUUUACUGUCUCUGGUUCAACAUUGCAACUGGGACUUGAGAUGAAGAAUUUGAAUUGAAUAUAAUAUACACACGAAAUUAUGUAAAGUUGACUAAUUUUCGUAGAAUGUAAAUAUACAUACGAAUGUAGUGAAUAAAUAUAUCGGAUACAUCCAA